Molecule: messenger RNA, 1766 nt
Organism: Coccomyxa subellipsoidea C-169
Lineage: Eukaryota; Viridiplantae; Chlorophyta; Trebouxiophyceae; Coccomyxaceae
Exons: 5
Coding region: 340-594 (84 amino acids)
Source: RefSeq, a predicted model, not a curated record
GUCUUCUCGAAUUUCUACUUGUUCUUUAUGAGAGAUAUGCAUCUCCACGAGGUCUGAUUGACUGGCGAAUUUGAGACUUCCAAUUUCUGUCUUCUGGCCAUUGCUUUCUGCAAUAUGUUUUCGUUAGAUUUUCCGUCUCAGACUAUGAAAUUGGAGAGUAAGAUUGCUGAUGUUUAUGGCGAAGACCAAGUUUACAGUAGAGAAGCCGCCAAAUUCCUGCUCGCCCAGUAGCCGGCUGCAAUUCCCUGGAUACUCGAGUUCCCGGAUAAUCUAUUGAGGAACAGCCUCACUUUGAGUCUGCACGAUCGAGGUCCACGCCAGGCAGAAGAGACUGCGGAAAUGGUACCCGUGCUGGAGGUCCAACUGAUCAUAGAGCGGCAAGAGGGCUGGGAGACAAUACACGAGAGCUACUACCUUCUGGACCGGAUGCUGCUGGGCGAUCUGCUCCUGUCGAACAACUUGGAGCUCAAGACGUAUGCCUUUAGAGAUGGGCCAGAGAAGCCAAAUUCAUACUAUUUUGUGCCGGCUCCUGGUGCCUGGACAGUGCUUUUGGACCCGGAUGAAGGGAUUGGGCCUGGCUACUUGUGGAUUUAAGUGCAUCAACAAAAGUGAGAGGUCGUGAUCUUGGAAUUUUCCCCAAGAACUGGACCAGGAAGCCCACUCGAUAUGCAUCCUGUCCCAGCACCGCCAGAUGUCACUAGCCGGGAAGGGGCAAGCGGCCCUGCAUCAUGGCUCACCCAUCUCUAGGUCUGUGAUGCCAGCAUAAUGGGUCACUUUGCCGAGUAAUCCCAAAGCACCUCGUUGGAUUGCAAUGCAUUCACUGCAACCCUUAGCAAGCAAAUGUCAAGAGCGUGGCUAUGGGAAACUUUUGUGUGGCCAGAAUUUGAGCAAUGCCAUUCCCAGGGCAUUUUAUUGUGGGGAGCGACGGCCGCAUGCACAGCCUGAAAUCAAGUUGGAAAAUGAGGAAGAAGCCUUUACAUAGAGCGUGGAUAUUUGGGUGCAAAAGCACUUGAGCAGUGUGUUGGCGUCAGUGUAAAGUUUACACUGUAAACAUUUAUUAUAAUGAAAAAUUGCUGGCAUUAUCAAAUUUAUUGUCUUGGUCAUCAUUAGAUGGAGGGGAGUCUCCAAGAUCUUGGAGAAUCUGAGACUCCACGUGGAGUGUGCACAGACUCCUCGACAGACUUCUCCGACUGUCGAGGAGUCCACAGGGACUCCUCGACACUGCCUGAAGAGCAACUUGCAAUGGAGCUGAUUCAUACGAUCGUUCUGUCGUAUCAAUAGAACGAUAGUCAUUCAUGUCCUAUGCGAAUGUGAAUACUCCCUAACUGAAUACAUUGCUGUAUUAAUAGCAAUAUAUUCACAGCUGCAUUCUGCUCCAAAUCUGCUGCAAAGUUUGUCUUUGAGUCACGUGCACGUUCGCACCAACAACAUGCAAUGUAACAUAGGAGGCAAACUGCCUACCUGUGUCACGAGGCCCACGUGGACUGGAGGAGGCAGUACCAAUUUUGCAAUCCAGAAAGCAUUCAACAUGUGGCUGUCAACGAAACUGCAGAGAGUUUAUAUGAUCAUCAAAACCACUUUGCAUGCUCUGGUGCACACAAUGGUGCUCGCAGCUCUUAGCAGAGCCUGAGACUCGUUGAGUUGCCUCCAGGCCAUCUGUAGCACCAAGAUAGACUUCUGCUCACCCCCAGCUCUGCCAAAAUUGCAGGAGCAGGCAGGAGUUCAAACAUCAAAAUGAUGGACUGCCCUAAUAAUGUCAAACCCGC